Messenger RNA from Seriola dumerili (greater amberjack), 1395 nucleotides. It is a transcript of the gene eme2, whose product is annotated as essential meiotic structure-specific endonuclease subunit 2. The coding region runs from base 60 to 1379 and encodes 439 amino acids. NCBI's taxonomy places the organism in Eukaryota, Metazoa, Chordata, Actinopteri, Carangiformes, Carangidae. The transcript has 8 exons. Gene Ontology annotation, biological process: resolution of meiotic recombination intermediates; mitotic intra-S DNA damage checkpoint signaling; double-strand break repair. Gene Ontology annotation, cellular component: nucleus; Holliday junction resolvase complex. The record is from RefSeq and is a predicted model, not a curated record. Gene Ontology annotation, molecular function: DNA binding; nuclease activity.
GCAUGCGCUUCAAAAACUGUGUGUGUUCACGAAGGUGGACUAUGCCUUAAACCUUGGAAAUGUCUGUCUUGCGUAGGGCUAAAACAUGGGAAAUAUCUGAGUCUGAAGAGGAAACCGACACCGACACAAAGUCCGAUUUAAACCAUGAUGAAAGCAGUGAAAGAGCGACAACAGUCAGCACGGGCUUGAAAGAGGGUCCGAGUUCACACCACAAACGUAAAACCUCGUCGGCAACAAGAAGUGAGUCUAGUCACACUUCUGCUUUGCCUCCUCCGCGCCCAGAAGGCUCCGGCACACCAAGUCCUGCGAGAAAACGCCGCACCAAGGAAGAGAUAGAGGCGGACAGAGAGAAAGCCAGGGAGAGGAAGGAGGAGAGAGAGAGGCAGAGAGUAGCCAGAGCCCAGGAGAAGGAGGAGAGGAGACAGGAGCAGCAGAGGAGGAGAGAAGCCGCGGAGAACCUCAAGAGUCUCAGGCCGGAGAACUGCCUCAAGUGUCUGACUGUUUGCAUUGAUCCAGCUCUUCUGCAACAGGAUGGCUCAGACAUCUUGCUGGAUACUCUGGCUGCCUUUGAGUGGAGGUUCAGCAUUGAGAGCCAGCAGCUUCCUCACUGCAUCACCUGGACCAGAGAUUUACCCCAGCAGGGAGACGACGGCAUGGGCUCAGUGGAGGAGGAGCAAGUGGUGCUGGUGCUGGGUCUGACUGACUUCAUGGACAUGGUGAUUUCUGUGAAGACAAUGCUAGACAGUGAAGGGGAGGAGACAGGGGUGGGGUCUUUUCUCAGUCCUCUUUUGGAGUGUCUCAACCGUGAUGCCAGGAAGGUUGUCACUCUCUUAGUGACAGACUCUCAGCCAGAUUACAGGACAAAUGCUUGUGAUGUGCAAUCUGAAUUAGGAAUGGAGAAUCUUGAUAUUGAAGAGGUCCUUGUUUACCUACAGCUCUGCAAGAAUAUCUCACUGGUCUUCCUGGAUGGCUGGCAGGAGGUCACCAACCACGUGUGUGCUGUCACUAAGGCCUUAUCAAAACGCCCUUUCAAACUCCUGACAGAGCGAGCAGAGCUGCCCUUCUGUGUGGACGGUUCGUGGGCCAGCGGGGUUCGGGUAGAGAGGGAUGGCUCGGAGCUGAUCCAGGUCUGGAGCAAACAGAUCCAACAGCUGAACAGAGUUAGCCCUGCUGUGGCCUCCACUGUGACCGCAGCCUAUCCCUCUCCUCAGCUGCUGCUGCAGGCGUACCAGAGCUUGGGGUCCGAAGAGGAGAGGAAGGGGCUGCUGGCUGGUCUCAUAGUGAAAAGCGGAGGUAAAGAGAGACGUAUAGGACCAGAGAUAUCAGCCAGAGUUUACCGCUGCUUCACAGCCCAGAACCCCCAGCUGGUCCUGGACUAAUUUGUCCACUUGAGAA